Gaeumannomyces tritici R3-111a-1 is the source of this 4180-nucleotide messenger RNA. RefSeq lists its product as hypothetical. The transcript is spliced from 2 exons. The coding region runs from base 856 to 3537 and encodes 893 amino acids. NCBI's taxonomy places the organism in Eukaryota, Fungi, Ascomycota, Sordariomycetes, Magnaporthales, Magnaporthaceae. The record is from RefSeq and is a predicted model, not a curated record.
GAGAAACACUGUCCAAUGUGCGUUGCCCGCAUGCCAUCUCGUCGUGCUGCUCUGCGCGGCGAAAGAACAGGAAAAAAAGAAAGAAAGCAAGACCUGGAGUCGAGCACGCCCAGUCCGCAUCCUUCACUUCACCCCCUCCUCCUCUCCCGGCGAGCUGUCGUUGCUUCUUGUCACUGCCCCUUUUCUCCCCCCCCUCCUCGCUCGCGCUGCUGGUCCUCUCCGGUGCAGGAGGCUACGGCUGACGGUAACACGCGACAAUGCAGCGCCCGGGGUUCCAUGCCCUACAUAUCUCUCGUCCAUAAACCGCGACCCUCGCGCGAAUAGCCGUCCAGACACGGGUCUUCCAAGGCCCGCCGUCCUGCACGUCGCUGGCUCGACCUUUCCUUUCUUUUCCCUCCGUUAAUCAUAAUCAGAUCUCUCCCUUGACCCCCGGUUGGCCGAGCCGUUGGACACCCACGCACAUCCUCAAACAGGCGUGGCCGAGCCUCCUGGGCCUGACAUCGCCGCAUUGGUCGGCCAUGUGGGCUCGACUUUCGUUAGCGCACAUCAUAGCAUAGCAGACCGAGAGCACGACAGGGACGCCCGUCUCCCAAAAAGACUCCCGCACCGCCAGCCCGCCUUUGCUAGUUUAGCCGCCGCGCCAUCAACAGAUUCGGGCCAACGCUAUCCAACGGCCGACUACUGUGCGCUCCAUGGCUUGUGCUCGCACGCCAUCGCCCUGUCCCGUAUAUCUUAAGUAGUGCUCUCUGUGCCGAGAGCCUCUUGCAUCAGGCUUGACUGCGCAUCUACACACGACACAAGGCUGCAUCUUGAUUGCAGAAAGCUUCAAGCGGCUAGCCCCCAGGGUCUAUCGCUAUGAAUAUUUUCAAGAGCCCCUCUACAUCCACAGGGCACGGCCGACCGCGGCCAGCCCAUUCCAUCCGCGGCAAGAUCUCUGGCCCUAUACCGAUACCGAACCCGGCCGACGACGAAGAGUUUCCCAUCCGAAACCCAGGCUCUAACCUUGCCGCCAACGGCCCCGAGGAAGAGUUCCCCAUCCGCCAGAGGGGCGCCGGAAUCGCAAGUCCGACUCCGCUUGAGGAACCACCGACCAGAGGCGACCAGCCGGAAUCCCAGAGAUCAGAGGCCCUUGUACCUCCCCCGCCUGCAAGCAACUCCGGGAGUAGCAGCCGGAACGACGACCACGGAGCGAACGGCACAGCAGCUUCCCACGAGCCAUCCCCCUCGAUGAAAACGAUACAGCCCAUCAACCCCGCGCCGGCACCGGCACCGGCACCGGCACCGGUACCGGCGGUAGCUUCAACUCCACCCCGGGUGAAUACGCCCACGCCAGCACCGGCACCUACAACCACACCCGCGACACCGCCCAGCCAGCAGCAAGCUGCCGCCCGCACAAGCCCUUCGUCGGGCACAGGAACGUCUCCUGGCCACAAGCGAACCAACCCAUCAAGCACGCUACGAUACUCGGUCGUAAGCAACACCUCGGGCAACACGGCAGAUAACCGCCCACAAAGGAAAAAGUCCACCCUGCGUGGUGCUUUCAGCAAACUUUUCAGUCGCAAGAAGAAGAACAAGACUAGCCUCCAAGGCUCGGGCGACGAGACCGAUCGCACCUCGAGCGUGGUGCCGUCGACCCAGCACCGCAGUGACACGUCGGCACUGGAACAAGUCAACGAAGCGGAGCCGAAGCGGUCGGCGUCGUUGCCCAUCACAGAAUACGACCGCGCGCUGCGGUCACACUCUGUUGGUCCUAAUGACAUUACCGCUAUAGAAAGCGCGCGCAACUCGAUGCAUAUCGACGCCUUCACCGGGGGCCGGAGGAGAGCCGUCACGGCGACGCACAGCAACAUGUAUGGGGCCAGGAAUUUCCACCGGAGACAUGACCUCGGCGAAUGGGGAGGUCUGUCGCCACGGCCCGCCAGCAACCACGCCAGGGGGAGCCGUCUGAUUCACCCGGACGAGGACCCGACCAUGAUUGGUCGCGCCAUCACAUCUGACAUAGCAGGAGAGUAUGCGCAAAAGCGGCGUUCACGCUCUCUGUCCGGACUCGAUCUGCCCGGAAUUCCCGGAUCUUCUGGAGGCACGCGACGCCGCAGCGAUGAGAUCCGCUACUGGCGCGAGAGCUACGGCCCCAGCUACCUGUCACCACUUUCCUCGACGCACCCGGAGAACGGGGGCGGGGAUGCCGAGUUCAACGACAACGACGACACUGGCAUGCUCUCGGUGGAUCCUUCCCAGGCACCGUCCACCAUCCAGCAAUCGACUGAGGCGCCGCCCAAGACGCCGCCCCAGCCUUUCAACUUUGGCUCGUUUGCUACCAUGAACGAGAUGGCGGGCAUGAAGAUUACACAGGCCGUGGGCCUUGACGAGCGCAUGGGGAGUCUCGAAUCCAGAACCCACCGGCUGGAGCGCGUCGUCGACCAGCUCUGCCACUCAGUUCCCGGUUUCAAGGGCCCCAUGGAGGACCUAGCGACCGGUUAUGGGAGAGGAGCUCCGCGCUCGGUGCCAGUAGUCACCGGUUUCGAUCUGCCCGCGCCUCCACCUGGUGUAUUUGGCGCCAACCCCUCCGAUCACGCCGCGAUUCCCCGGGGCGCCAUGCAAGCCAUCACGCUAGAUCUCAGCGGAGAGGCUGCGAGCUCCUCCUCGCGCUACAGCUAUAGUAAGCAUUCGGCCGUGACGACGGAAGGCAACGCGUCGCGCAUGUCCUUCGGGGACGGCCAGACAUUCAUCGGAAGCAUGCACCCUCCGUCGAGCGCCGCCACGCAGACUCCUUCCAUCCCCGCCAUCCCGGCCCAUUCGGCGGCGCCUUCGCCGGGGCUGAGACCGACUUCGAUGUCGACUGUGCGAGGGGCCACGAGCCUACCCGCUCUUGCCGCAGCCGCCGGCGCGCAUGAACAUCAUCUCACAUUGUCCGUGGACGCCCUGGCAGCGCAGCUCGAGGCAGAGAGGGCCGCCCGGGUCGCCCUCGAAGUGCAGGUCAAGAAGCUGUCUGACCGGAUGAAUACGUUGUCAAGCACCAUGUAUGCGAUGCUGAGGGAUCCCCACAAGAGCCGGUCGCAAGAGCGUCUUACCCCAAGCCGGUCCCAUGAGCGGCUAUCGCCCGCCUCGGCCGCUGUUGCCGGGGAUAGCAAACUGCCAGGGGUUGUGGGAGCCAUGGCAAAUAGUCAGUCGAGGUUGCUGUCCAAGCCAUCUGCCGGCUCGCUCUCGUUGCCGCUGGGCACGCCGUCGGGACAGACAUUUCCCACGGUGCCUCAGGUGGGCACGACGAGCUUUGGGGGCAUUGGCGGCAAACCCCCCAUUGUGAAGACGCUCUCAGUAUUUGAGAGUGACGGAGAGGAUAGCGAGCACGAGGACGGCUCGGUAUUCCAAACCCCCAGAGAGGAGCAGUCACCACACCCGUACGGCGCGUUCGGCGAAGAUCUCAGAGACGAGACUGACGACGGUGAGGAGCUGGAUCCGAGGCGGAAGAAGGCUGCACGGACACUCAGUCUGAGCCAGCUCACGCUGGGUCCAGGUGUUCAGGGGAACAUGAUUUAAACGGCCCCUUACGUUGGAAAUCAUCAAUUUGGGGAUUUCCAAUCCUCUUACGACCGGCACGACGAUGGACGAGCUUCUUUUUCUCCUUGGCUUCGUUUCCCCAUCCUUCUCGCCCGCCUGGUGGAUAGGACUGCUGUCGACACGGACUUUAUGCCCUUGCGACAGGGAGAAGGCUGGCAAGCGUUUCGAUAAUCCGCGCGCAUCGUAUAUACCCCGACUUGCUUCCCCUUUCCAUUUCUAGGGGAGGUUGGAAGAGCAAGCGAUUUUAAUUCACUUUGUUUUGUGUUUGUUUUCUGUGCUUGGGUUACACUACCCCUUGAAUCUCCGAGUUUGAGCAUAUUUGAGGCGUGCAUCACGGCGGUCACAUCUUGUCUUUGUUUCCUUUCUCGCUGCAGCAUACAUGCCGGAAGGGCAUAUGUUUGACAUUUUAGGGUGCUUUGCUCCCCAUAUUCUUCUCUUCUUCCAAGGCUGACACUGCCACCUUUUCACGACAUUCGCUUCUUCAAGCUCUUGCAUGUCACUUCGGUGCAGUGCCUGGGCCAUCUGUCCUUUCUUUGUUUCUGAGCGUUCUUGACGUUGCAUCAUGGCGGUGUACAACUUUUAUAGGUUGAUAUCCAUAUUCUUGCAAGUAAUGAAUGACUCC